AUGACCAACAGCAACAGCAAGACCCGUUCCCUUCCCCUGCUGCAGCAGGGGGCCCCCGGGGGGCCCCCUGCAGCAGCAAGGGUUUCUGCUGCUCGCAGCAAGCACAUCUUUUCGUUUUUGCUGCACCACCACCCGAGCCCCCGCAGCAGCAGCAGCAGCACAAGCAGCAGCAGCAGCAGCAGCAGCAGCAGCAGCAGCAGCAGCAGCAGCAGCAGCAGCAGCAGCACCUUUUCGAAGCGUGCUUCUAAAGUUUUUCGCCCGAAAAAAGAGGCCCCGCUGCUGCCCCGCAGAAAGGGCCCACAGGGGCCCCCUGGGGGCCCCCCUGCUGCUGCAGCAGGGGGCCCCCCUGUCCCUUUUAAGUUCGCUUUUAAGGUCUCGAGGCCCCUCGAGGGGCCCCCCGAGGGGCCCCUCGAGGGGCCCCCCGAGGGGCCCCUCGAGGGGGCCCCCAAAAGGGCCCCUGCCGGGUCCUCAAGGGGGCCCCCGGAAGGGCCCCCGGGGGGCCCCCCGGGAGGGUACCUCAUGAAGGGGGCCCCCGAGGGGCCCCCCAAAGCAGCCGCAGUGCUGGCAUGGGGUACUGAUUUUUGCGAGGGGAGCCAGGGGGCCCCCUUGACCCUUUCAGCUUCUCUCCCGGGGGCCCCCACGGGCGAGGGGGGCCCCCAAGGGGGGCCCCCCAGCCUGGGGGCCCCUGGGGGCCCCCCAAGGGGCAGCCGCCCCAUAAGCUGGCUCAAAAGGGCCUUUAAAGUGGCAGUGCAGCGCAGCAAAAGCAAAUCAGCAUUAGAGAGUCCCAGGGGGCCCCCCGGGGGGCCCCCCGGGGGGCCCCCCGAGGGGCCCCCCGGGGGCCCUGGGGGCCCCCUGCUGGGCCUGGCAGCAGGGGCCCCAGGGCCCAGCAGCAGGGACUGCCUGGGGCCCCGGGGGGCCCCCGAGGCCCCCGAGGCCCCCGAGGCCCCCAGGGGGGUUUUGUCGCUUGCGGGGCCCCUGGGGGGCCCCUCGAGCGAGCGAAGCAGCAACAGCAGCAACAGCAGCAACAGCAGCAGCAGCAGCAACGGGAGCAGCAGCAGCAGCAGCAGCAGCGGACAAAAGAGCGGGCCCUCAGCAGCAGCCAGCGGCAGCGGUACCCCCAUGAGAAAGGCCUCGGGGGCCCCCGACUGCCAGGGGGCCCCCAAAGAUACCCUUUUUGCUGAGGGGGGGGCCCCCCAUUUGAUGCAGUUUACCCCAGUGGCCCUAACGGCUUCCUCGCGGCAGGGGCCCCCUGCCAAGAAGGGGCCCCCGGGGGCCCCCAAGGGAAGGUACAGUUCCCAAGAGGACCCUGAGGGGGCCCCCAAGCACUUGGGGGGGCCCCCCAAGCCAGAAGAGGGCCUCAGGGGCCCCCCCUUUGAAGGGUACAGCAGCGGGCUUCUGGGGGGCCCCACAUGGGGCCCCUCGGCCCCCGGGGUUUACACCUGCUGCUUGCUGCAGCAGCAGCGCCGCUGGGGGGCCCCCUGGGGGGCCCCCAACACCCAAAUAGGGUACUUGGGGGCCCCCUCAAUUGAGGAACAAAAGGCCUUCUUUGCUGCUUCCUCAUGGGAGCCCCAAGACUUCAAAUUCAUAAGAACAGUAGGCACGGGCACAUUAGGCCGAGUCUUCAUAACUCGUUUAAAGCCCCGAGAGGCUCAGCGCUGCAGGGCCUGUCCCCUUGGGGGCCCCCUUGGGGGCCCCCCCCUCUCCCCUUCUUCCCUUGGGGGCCCCCUGGGGGCCCCCCUGGGGGCCCCCCUGGGUUCGCCUUCCCGAGUGCCCCUUGGGCGGAGCCUGGGGGCCCCCCUGGGGGCCCCCCUGGGGUGCCCCCUGGGGGGCCCCCUGGGGGGCCCCCUGGGGGGCCCCCUGAGGGACCCGCUGGGGGGCCCCCUGGGGGGCCCCCUGGGGGGCCCCCAGGAACUAGAGGGGCCCCAGGAGGGGGCCCCCUGCUGCUGCGAACUGCGGGGGGCCCUGGAAAGCAUUCCUUAUGCUGUGAAGAGAUUAAGGAAGUAUCAAAUUCUGCAGACGAAGCAGCAAACUCAUGUUUUAAAUGAAAAGAAGAUUCUGAGAAACAUGAACCAUCCUCUCGUCGUCAACCUGCUCACGACGUUCCAGACGAGGACGCACUUGUUCUUGCUGAUGGAAUUCGUUGGAGGGGGGGAACUCUUUUCUCUUCUCAAGUUCAAGCAGUACAGUGAGCUGGCAAGGCAGGGGCCCCCUGCUGCUGCUGCUGCUGCUGCUGCUGCUGCUGCUGCUGCUGCUGCAGCAGACACAGCAGCAGCGCACGGGGCCCGGUGGACCCUCCAGGGUACUGAAGCAGCUGGGUACCCUCCUGAGGGGCCCCUCGAACCAGGGGGCCCCCUUGCUGCAUGCAAAGUGUUUGGGGGGCCCCCCGAAGAGACUUUGAGUCCCACGGGGGCCCUUAAGGAAAGCAUUACAGAAGAGGGAGAAGAAACAGGCUGCGAAGCAGAAGCAGCAGAUGAAAAGGCUCUGGUGCCUGUCUCCUCUGCAGCAGCGCUUCCUGCAGCAGCAACAGCAGUAGCAGCAGCAAAGGCCGCAGCAGCAGCAGCAGCAGCAAGCGCCGAAGCAGCAGCAGCAGCAGCAGCUCGCGCUGCUAAAAAAUCCGCUUACUGCUGCUCGCGCUCCCCAGCCUUCUCCAACACAGCAGCAGCAGCAGCAACACCGACAGCAGCAGCAGCAGCAGCAGCAGCAGCAAGAGGCCCCCCGCCUUGCUUGCUGGAUUCUGCUGCUGUUGCUGCUGCUGCUGGUGGAUUCUGGACCCCUCCUGUGUCUGCUGCAGCUGAGAAGCAGCAAGAGGGAGAGCAGCAGCAAAGAAGGAGACAAAAGGAGACAGAAGAGAAAGCAGCAACGGAGCCAGCGGCGUUGCAGCAGCAGCAGCAGCAGCAGCAGCAGCAGCAGGAGGCGCUGGAGUCGCAGCUGGAGCAGCAGCUGCAGGAGCAGGUGCAGCAGCAGGUGCAGCAGCAGGCGCUGCAGCAGCAGCAGCUGCUGCUGCCGUCGGAGGAGCUGCAGCAGCAGCUGGAGCGGCAAAUGGAGCGGGAAAUCGAGGCCGAGCUGCAGCAGCAAACUGCAGCAGCAGCAGCAGCAGCAAGAGCAUGCACUCUUUGCGGCACUACAGAAUAUAUGUCUCCAGAGACUCUCUUAAGAAGGGGGCAGCACUUCAGCAGCGACGCCUGGGCCUUCGGCAUUCUACUCUUCGAACUCGUCUUCUGGACAACUCCCUUCUACAGCGAAGACCCCAGCGUCACUUACGAACAAAUUGUCAACAAGCCUCUGCAGGUUCCCGCGGGGGCCCCCGCAGGCCUCGAAAGCAGCAGCACCUUUGCGACAGCUGGCUGCAUGACUUCUGACGCAGCAGCAGCAGCAGCAGAAUCAUCAGCAGCAGCAGCAGCAGCAGCAGCAGCAGCAGCAGCAGCAGCAGCAGCAGCAGCAGCAGCAGCAGCAGCUCUUCCAUGCAAGAGACAGAGGGCCUUUUUUGUCUCUUUUAUUAUUCUACAAACAAAACUCUUUUCAUUCACAGAAGCAAAUAUGCCAUUAAGCGCAGCAGCAGCAGCAGCAGCAGCAGCAGCAGCAGCAGCAAGACAAGCAGCAGCAGCAGCAGCGGCAGCAUUGCUGCAGCAGCACAACCAGCAGCAGAAGCAGUAG
Messenger RNA from Eimeria necatrix, 3654 nucleotides. RefSeq lists its product as hypothetical. The transcript is spliced from 8 exons. Lineage: Eukaryota; Apicomplexa; Conoidasida; Eucoccidiorida; Eimeriidae. Gene Ontology annotation, cellular component: cAMP-dependent protein kinase complex. Gene Ontology annotation, biological process: peptidyl-serine phosphorylation; signal transduction. Gene Ontology annotation, molecular function: ATP binding; cAMP-dependent protein kinase activity. The record is from RefSeq and is a predicted model, not a curated record. Bases 1 to 3654 code for a protein of 1217 amino acids.